Lathyrus oleraceus (garden pea) is the source of this 1474-nucleotide messenger RNA. RefSeq lists its product as uncharacterized. The coding region runs from base 219 to 1304 and encodes 361 amino acids. The transcript has a single exon. The record is from RefSeq and is a predicted model, not a curated record. Lineage: Eukaryota; Viridiplantae; Streptophyta; Magnoliopsida; Fabales; Fabaceae.
AAUGAGAAUUAAUAGAAGAAAAGCCUAGUUAAAGAGAACAACUCGAUAAAGGCUAAAGCAUAACUGUAUUAUAAGCUGGCAUUACUUCCCUCCUUUAUCUUUACAAAAACCUAAACAAAUCCCUAAGAAAUCAUAACACAAUUCAAAAUUUCAUACUCAUUAAGCGCAAGAUCUAAGGUGCCACUAUACACAAAAUCCAAGUAAGAAGAAGAAGAAGCAUGAAUAAGGGAAGAGAAGGCAAAGGAGCAGCACCCUCUACAGAUCUGUUAGUAUGUUUCCCAUCUCGAACUCAUCUUCGUCUAAUGCCCAAGGCCAUUUGCAGCCCCGUUAGGCCUUUAGAGCCUAACAAAUGCCACCGCCACCACCAGCGGAAGAGAUCAAUUUCUAGAGCUAGUGGUGGCGGCCAAACCAGUAGUCCAAUGUUAUGGACUAAAAGCAAAUCUACUGGCUCCGAGAAUUCGGAGCCAACUUCUCCAAAAGUUACAUGCGCCGGACAGAUCAAAGUGAGGCAUAAAAACACUGCUUCAAGGAGUUGGCAAUCUGUGAUGGAAGAGAUAGAGAAAAUUCACAACAACAAGAAGCAAAAGAAGCGUCUAAAUUGGGCUGAAUCUCUUGGUUUCAAGAAGGAGAUCAUGCAUUUCUUCACUUGUUUACGAGCAGUACGCUUCGAUCUUCGUUGCUUUGGAUCGUUCUCCGGAACCGAUAUAGUAACAGAAGACGACGAAGAAGAAGACGACGGUGAAGAUGAAGAUGAAGAUAAAGAUGAAGUAUAUUACAAAAAUGAUCAUGUUGGUGUAGACGAGAGUCACGACAACGACAACGAAUCAUCCAAAGCCGUCUUCUCGAAAUGGUUCAUGGUGUUGCAAGAGGAUAAAAAUAAUGAAGUUCACAAAGAAGAAGAAAAAAAGAAGGAAAUUGGUGAUGGAGAUGGUGAUGGAGAUGGAGAUGGAGAUGGAGAAAUCUCUGUGCCUCCUCCAAACGCAUUAUUGCUCAUGCGUUGCCGAUCUGCUCCGGCGAAGAGUUGGUUGACAGAAAGCGAAGAAGAAGGUGGAAAUAAUAAUGUAAAGGACAACAAUUCACAUAAAGAGAAAGAGAGAGAAAAAGAAUUAGAACAAACACAUGUAAAGAAAGGACAAAGCUUAAAAUCAUUGAUGGAGGAAGAGAAGAUAAAUAAGAAAGAGAAUUUGUUAGUGAUGAGAUACAAUCCUGAAUUUUACGGUAUUUCAACUGAUAUUGCAGCAGAGACAUGGAUAGUUGGUGGAUUACCAGAUCCAAUGUCAAGGAGUCGAAGUUGGAAAAGAUGAACUAUCAUAGUUUCCAAAAUAUUAAUUAUUCUUAUUUUUUCUUUUCUUUUUGUUUUGCUUUGUUUUCAAGCAUUGAUACAAAGAUUGUGUUGUGUCAACUCUCAUGAGAAUAUUCACUGGGAAAUUUAAUGUUAAAAUCCCAGUUUUAGAAACUCUGAUCAUUUUUUUUU